This is a messenger RNA of Sugiyamaella lignohabitans, 765 nucleotides long. RefSeq lists its product as uncharacterized. Bases 1 to 765 code for a protein of 254 amino acids. The record is from RefSeq and is a predicted model, not a curated record. The transcript has a single exon. Lineage: Eukaryota; Fungi; Ascomycota; Dipodascomycetes; Dipodascales; Trichomonascaceae.
AUGGCCUCAGCUAGUGGUGUUCUGGUAAAAUUUCUGGUAUAUGAUAGAUCAGGAAAAGUGGCAGAUAGCCUGAGAUCUCUCUUACCUCAGGUAAAUAGGGGCACUAAUCAGCUCACUAUAGAUAUCUUGCCAUAUAGCUCAGACAAAGACCUUGCACAAGUUAUAAGGGAGAACUCAAUUGAUGCUAUUAUAUCUCCAGGAAACUCAUAUGGGUUUUUAAAUGGGGGAUUUGAUGCUGCUAUAUCGUCCUAUUAUAGUGGUGAGGUUUCGGGCGGUAAUAUCUCCAUCACCGCCAACGACAUCACAUUAUGUCUUCAGGACGUUUUACUGGAAAAGAUGGGCGGAUAUAACCCAGUAUCUCACGCAUUAGUGGUGAACAUGAGUGAUGCUCUCAAAUCUUUUCCAAAGACUAUGGAAGCAGCUGGUCAAUUGAAAAAUUCCAUUCCACAAUUGAUACAUACCCCUACUAUGGCCCUACCUACUGUAAUUCCGCCAGGAUCGCGAGUUAUUUUCGAUUGUAUGUGGAAUAUUAUUUGCUCCAUUAAACAGAAUAAUGUCGUUUCAGAGACUAAAAUUAAUCGUGUUUUAUUGCCGGGAUUAGGUACUGGAGUCGGGAGGGUCAGUGCAGAUUCAUGUGCUUCGCAAGUUGUAACUGCAUUGCAGUAUUUCAAUAAAGCGGAAUCUGCCAAAAGCAGCGAUGAGUACGAGAAAACUUAUAUUGAUGCUGCCAACAUGGACCGAGAUAUCUCCAAAAGUGCUCAGUGA